AUGCCAUCCCCCGUGCUGUCCCUCCUCAUUAUCAGCUCAUUCUUUGCCGCUGCUCAGCUCGGUAGGGCAACAGAUCACAUCGUCGGCGCCCGCCUCGGCUGGAACCCGAACAUCAACUACUCCAAUUGGGCCAACAACCAGACCUUCUAUGUCAACGACUUCAUCUGUAAGCGCUCGCCACCCUUAUCUUCCUCUUCCUUCCGUCUAGAACCCCCAAUCUGACGGACAUUCUCGGAUCUGUGCCCUUUUCACACUGAAGCGUUUCGUUACCAGAAGCACACAUACAAUGUGUUCGAGGUGAAUGAGACCGGGUACGACAACUGCACGACGGAAGGGGCGGCCGGCAACUGGAGCAGCGGCAAGGACUUCAUACUCCUUGACGAGGCCAAGCGCUACUACUUCAUCUGCGGCACCGGCUUCUGCUACUCCGGCAUGAAGGUCUCCGUCGUCGUUCACCCACUCCCGUCGCCGCCCUCUUUCACCACCCCUCAUGUCGCAGACUCGAAGACCCCCGGUACAGGUGGGGCGGACGUCCUUCGGGGCGGAUUCGCCGGAGUUCUGGCUGUAGUGUUCGCUGUCUCCGUUGCCUUGAUCGGACUUUGA
Messenger RNA from Spirodela intermedia, 603 nucleotides. NCBI's taxonomy places the organism in Eukaryota, Viridiplantae, Streptophyta, Magnoliopsida, Alismatales, Araceae. The record is from the annotation of a GenBank genome assembly.